CUUGUCUAAAUUUAAAAAAGGUACUCUGGAGGUUCGAACCUCCAGCUUUUAAAUCAGAUUUUUGAUAAAAAACUUAAAGAGACAUCUGUGAAUUAUUUUUUAUGAGAUGGAUACUGAAGAUUCUAUUCAAACCAACAUAAACACGGUUGAAGAAAUGAUAUUGGACGAGGAAAAAAUAGUGACGUACAUCACCCUCAGCAAAGAUCUUUGUAUGCAUGUGAAUACUUGUAAACAAUUGCUAUGCAAUGCUAUUAAAAAAAUUCAAGAAGAAAAGCCUAAUGUACAGCUCAACAUCAGCUAUAUAAUAUCGGGAUUGUCUACCAAUAAUACAGCUAUUACAACAUUAUGCACGGAAAGUGAUUUAGACAAAGUGAAGAAAUCUUUAAGUCCUGUAUUUUUUCAUCAUGUUUAUAGUGUAAGCAAGGGAUCUCCAGGUGUAGAUAAUGUUGCUUUGUUACUAUUGCACAAAUUUGAAGACUACAGUUUAUGCCCAGGUAUAAUUAAGAGUAAAGAAUGUAUUAAACGGACAAAUGAUGAAAUAGGUAAAUUGAAGACCAACAGCCAGGAAGCAGUGGGACCUGAGAACAAACCUUUGAUUGUUGUAAAUAAGAAAAUUAAACAAGAACUUAAACCUGUCUCUCAAGUCCGUAGUAAUGUUCAAGUGAUAGAAACAAACGCUGUUAAACAAACAGAAAUUAAAGCAGACACAAAAGUCAAAGUUGAAGUCACAUCCCCAAAAAAGGACUCUAACAAUAAACAAAAUAUUCUUAAAACAAAUGGUCCUAAGGCUCAAAAGGGUAUUUCAUCGUUCUUUAAUAAGCCUAAUGGCUUACAAAAAACUACUAAUAUAACCAAUGGUUUACAAAACACUAAAGAAACAAAUGGCUUACAAAAUAAAAAAUUGUCUAAUGUACUUAUAGUUAUCAAACAUGAAGAUGAAAAAAUGAAUUUAGAUUAUGAAAAUAGUGAAAAUCCAAUAACUACAGAAAAAGAGGAGAUAGAAAGCAAGUUAAAGAAGGAACCCAAAUUUAAGGAGGAAAAGAAAAGUGGUAAAAAAGAUCCAGCACCUGAUGAGAAAAAUAAAGUUCUGAAUAAAACAAAGAAAUCCUCAAAGGUUGAAAAGAAAAGAAAAAGAGUAUUGCAUGUAUCAGAUAGUGAGAGUGAUGAAGAUAAGGAUCCAUUUGUUGAUAAUCAAGAAACAAAUAAUAUAAUGAAUGAUGAGUCUGAUGAUGAAAUUCCUCCAACUCCUUCAACAAACAGUAUAAAAAUAACAUCUGGGAUUGUUAAUCCUAAAAAGAGAAGAAAGGUAGUGGACAAAACAUAUACUGAUGAAGAUGGAUAUAUAUUAACCAAAAAAGAGGAAAUAUAUGAGAGUUGUUCUGAUAAUGAAGAUGAAAAUAUAAAGGUGGAGAAAGACAUCAAAAUAGAAAAAGAAACAAGAAAAGUGCAUUGUGAAGUAUCACCAAUAAAAACCAAGAAGAGUAGUCCAAAAAAGUCGAAAAAGAAAAUCUCUCCUCCUCAAAAAGGAAAACAGCCAACUUUAAACAGUUUUUUCACAAGAAAAUAAAAUAAAAAUUAUAAUAACAACUUGAAUCAUGGAAUGUUUUGAAUUAAU
This is a messenger RNA of Pararge aegeria (speckled wood butterfly), 1615 nucleotides long. Its product is annotated as DNA polymerase delta subunit 3-like. Gene Ontology annotation, cellular component: delta DNA polymerase complex; nucleus. Gene Ontology annotation, biological process: DNA strand elongation involved in DNA replication; DNA replication; nucleotide-excision repair, DNA gap filling. The record is from RefSeq and is a predicted model, not a curated record. Gene Ontology annotation, molecular function: DNA-directed DNA polymerase activity. Lineage: Eukaryota; Metazoa; Arthropoda; Insecta; Lepidoptera; Nymphalidae. The transcript has a single exon. Bases 107 to 1567 code for a protein of 486 amino acids.